Betta splendens (Siamese fighting fish) is the source of this 714-nucleotide messenger RNA. Its product is annotated as gamma-crystallin N-B. The transcript has 5 exons. Gene Ontology annotation, biological process: lens development in camera-type eye; visual perception. Gene Ontology annotation, molecular function: structural constituent of eye lens. The record is from RefSeq and is a predicted model, not a curated record. The coding region runs from base 90 to 641 and encodes 183 amino acids. Lineage: Eukaryota; Metazoa; Chordata; Actinopteri; Anabantiformes; Osphronemidae.
CUGCCAUAUAUAUUGGGGUGUCCAACUUUUUCUCUGUUACACUGUGUGUGUGGUUGUGGGCCAGGUUGGACGGCAUCCAGUGGGCAAACAUGUCGCAGUACUCCGGAAAGAUCACCUUCUACGAGGGCAAAUGUUUCACCGGCAGGAAGCUGGAGGUCAGAGGUGACUGCGAUAACUUCCAGGACCGAGGCUUCAUGAACAGGGUGAACUCCAUCCGAGUGGAGAGCGGAGCCUGGAUCUGCUACGACCACCCAGAUUUCAAGGGCCAGCAGUACAUCCUGGAGCACGGAGAGUACCCAGAGUUCCAGAGGUGGAACUCCCACAACGACCACAUGGGAUCCUGCAAACCCAUCCGCAUGCACGGGGAGCACUACCGCAUCGAGCUGUUCGAGGGCUGUAACUUCUCCGGUCAGUGCGUGGAGAUCUGCGACGACUGCCCCUUCCUGCAGAGCCGCGGAUUCUCCAAGAGCUGCAUCAACUCGGUCAAGGUCUACGGAGACGGAGCCUGGGUCAUGUACGAGGAGCCGAACUUCCGCGGCCGCAUGUACAUCGUGGAGCGCGGAGACUACUGCAGCCAUAACGAGUGGCAGGCCCAGAACCCCAACAUCCAGUCCAUCCGCAGAAUCGUCAACUACUUCUAAACCCGACCCCCUCUCACUCAUGUACAAUAAAUAAACCACGACUAGAAAAAGAAACAGGUUUUUUUAUCAAACA